AUGAGGUUCCCCAGCUUGCUACUAACCUGUUCUCUCGCAGCCUUAGUGGCGGCAGACGGCGAUGACGAGUUCAAAAACUACAACAUCACCAACCGCCCGUUCCCCAAGGGCUUCAGGUUCGGCGUCGCGACGGCCGCCUACCAGAUAGAAGGCGCCUGGAACGUGGACGGCAAAGGCCCCGAGGUCUGGGACGAUUUCUUCCACGAGAAACCUUCCAGAUCCUCCGACGGGACCAACGGAGACGUCGCCACCGACUCCUACCACCUCUACAAGGACGACAUCCGUUGCAUGACCGAGGUCGGAGUGGACUACUCCAGGUUCUCGAUAGCGUGGAGUCGAAUCCUACCGGACGGCACCGCCGAUAAAAUCAACCAAAAGGGCGUCGAUUACUACAUCAACGUGUUCAAAGAACUGAAAGCCAAGGGGAUCAGAUCGUUCGUUACGAUGUACCAUUGGGACAUACCGUCGGCGUUGCAGAAGCAAGGAGGUUGGCUCAACCCGAAGGUGGUGGACUGGUUCGAGGCGUACGCGGAGCUCUGCUACAAGCUCUUCGGCGAGUACGUGGACAGCUGGGUGACCAUCAACGAGCCCAAGCAGAUCUGCCACGCCGGCUACGGGGCGGGCGUGUUCGCUCCGGGGGUGGUGUCGCCCGGCGUGGGGGAGUACGUGUGCGCGAGGCACGUUCUGCUGGCGCACGCCAAGGCCUGGAGGCUGUGGGACGAGAAGUACAGGCCAGUUUUUAAAACACAAAACACGAUAGUGGUCGAUUCGGAUUGGUACGAGCCCAAGACUUACAGCAAAGAGGACGCCGAGGCGGCGGAAAUCAAACGGCAGUUUGUGUAUGGAAUGUACAUGAAUCCGAUAAUAAAAGGAGACUGGCCCGAAAUAAUGACCAAAUACGUAGGGGAAUUGAGUCGCCAGCAGGGCUUCAAUCAGUCCCGUCUGCCGCCUUUCAGCGAAGAAGAAAAGAAGUUGAUAAAAGGUACUUACGAUUACAUCGCUCUAAAUCAUUACACGACGUACAUGGUGAAAGCUAGAGGGACCAAAUCGCGAAGCCCGCCGGUUAGCUGGGAAGAGGACGCCCAAGUGGAUGUUUACCAAAAGAGUACUUGGAAAACUGCUGCAAUCGAUUGGUUCAAAAUUGUUCCGUGGGGUUUCGGGAAACUUCUGAGAUGGAUCAAGCACACAUACGGGGACGUUGAAAUCGUUAUCAGCGAAAACGGGGUAUCGGACACGGACAGGUCGGGAACGCUGCGAGAUCAACACAGAAUCGAUUACAUCAAAAGUUACAUGAGUCACAUGUUAGACGCCAUCCACGAUGGAGGUGUAAAUGUGGUAUCUUACACGCUUUGGAGUAUUAUAGAUAAUUUCGAAUGGACCCAAGGAUUCAAUGGAAAAUUGGGGAUUUACUUCGUUAAUCAGUCCGAUCCUUCUCUACCCAGGAUAGCCAAGGACUCGUCCAAAUACUACGCCAACGUGAUCAAAACUAAAUGUUUGCUGGAUUCCUGCGUCGAAAAUUAA
This is a messenger RNA of Phyllotreta striolata, 1521 nucleotides long. The record is from the annotation of a GenBank genome assembly. Lineage: Eukaryota; Metazoa; Arthropoda; Insecta; Coleoptera; Chrysomelidae.